Molecule: messenger RNA, 1828 nt
Organism: Lycium barbarum (goji berry)
Lineage: Eukaryota; Viridiplantae; Streptophyta; Magnoliopsida; Solanales; Solanaceae
Exons: 5
Coding region: 697-1803 (368 amino acids)
Molecular function (GO): DNA-binding transcription factor activity
Source: RefSeq, a predicted model, not a curated record
GUAGUACGCUGUGUGGCCUUCUCUCAUUUGAAAAACUCGCUUAAGAUAAUGGGAUAAUUAGACGAAAAUUCGAAUUAGUCAGAUCAAUAUAUUUUAAGAAAAAAAGAAGUGGAAAAAACAAAAAACAGGAGGGAGAAAAGAAAGGAGCAAAGACGAGUACUUGAGAGUCGGUCUAGGGUGAAGAAAAUGAGGAGUAGAGCGACAAUUUGGCCGAUAUAUUUGUUAGCAAAAAAAUGGGAGAGAGACCACUUUUUUAGCUUCCUUUAGAUUUGCAUUUUAAACUUUGAAUCUUUAGAUUUUCUGUUAACUUCUUUCUUCAUCUUCUUUUUUAACUCUGUUCUCAAGUGUGUUUAUUCUCCAUUUUUUAAGUGAUCUGAUCAACAAUUAUAGUUUCAAAAAAAAAAAAAAAUCCAAGUCUCAGAUAGUAUUUCCAUAUUUAAAUACAAUCUUGCUGAAUUAUUAGGGGUACUCGUUCUUGUUUCAUUUUUAAGAAAAUAUAAAUUUUACUCCAUAAGCGUCAAGAUUUUCUGCAAUCUACAUAUGGGGAAUUGAUCUUUUUCCCUGUUAUAUUUGCCCCCUCAAAUCCUCUGUAUUUCAAGAAAAUCAUGUUCCUGUAAUUUGUUGGAUUCUGUGUUUAUAUAUACUAGCUUUUCAUUGUGUUUUACUUUAUAAAGAUAACAUUUUUUCUUGAUUUUAAUGGCUGAGGCAAUAAUGACUAUAGAAGAACAUACCAAUAGUAGCAGUGCCAGUGCCACUAAAAAGUUGAAGCAAAAAAAAGUUCCACAAAGAGGACUAGGUGUUGCUCAACUUGAGAGAAUUAGAUUGGAGGAACAACAUACAAAAGAUGAAAUUUUGCCACUAAAAAAUUCAAUUGUUUCAUCACAAGAUUCCUCUUUUAGCACUUUAAAAUCACCAUCAGCCUUGAAAAAUUGUGGCUUUAGACUAAAUUCAUCAACCCCUUUUCUUGAAAAUUUGAGUCUAAAGGAUUUGCAAUCUCCAAAACAAGUGAAUGUGAGUGAAGGUGAAAUGAAUUUGUCAGCAAUUUUGGGUAAUAAAGGGUAUGAUGAUUGCUCUAAAUUGUGUGGUAAUAUUAAGUACAGUUGUGAGGAAGAUCAGGAUGAGAAGUUAUACCAACAUGGUGUUGUUAUUCAGCCUCCAAUUUUCUCUAUACCACAAUAUCAGCAACCAGCUUGUUCUUCAUCAAUGAUGAAUAUCUCAUCAGGUAUUUCAUCAUCAUCUGUAAGAAAUUAUCAGAUGGAGCCCCCUUCAAACCAAAGUUAUCAGGGCUGUUAUUUACCCUUGUGGCCAGAGGAAGUGAAGAGGGUUGGCUUAAAAAGACCAUAUCCCUUUCCUCCCGAGUUCCCACCUGUCCCUGCAUUUCACUGCAAAUUCCCUCCGCACUAUGAAGGCACAGCAAAUUCAGACUCAACAACGUUUUUUAAAAGAGAAGUUCCUCUAAAAUCAAGAGCUCUGUUCGACUUAAAGCCAAGGAAUGUUGUCAGAGAAAAUAGAGCUCUCAAUGGAGAUUUUCUCACAUUGGCUCCUCCUGCAGCUAUUGGUGCAGAAAAUCAGCAAACUUUAUCAAAUUCAGCCCCUCGGAACAACGAGCGAUUUAAAUUCGAGACUGUACCCUUUCAAGAAGUUGCUGAAGAGCCUGGCACUAGGUCAGGCCUACACAGAUCAGUUCAACAACAUGUCUUCAGAUUCUUCCCAUCUCCGAACGUGCAAAUUGGCCAAGCAGGAAACAGAAACAAUUAUCAUGGUGAAGUAGGAGGAAAAGUUGAUCUCAAUCUUAAGCUAUAAAAGUUUAAUUCAGGCCAUAUACUUU